AUGGAGGAAAGGCCAGAGACUGAACUAAUAUCAAUACCUGCCACCCCACGCGCGUCGACGCCGGAGAUACUGACACCUUCCGGUCAGAGGUCGCCGAGGAAGGAAUCCAGCACGGCCAAGUCAUGGACUCCCACUUCGUUCAUUUCGCCGAGGUUCUUGAGCCCCAUCGGGACACCCAUGAAGAGGGUUUUGACUAACAUGAAGGGGUAUUUAGAGGAGGUGGGGCAUUUGACGAAGCUGAAUCCGCAGGAUGCUUGGCUUCCCAUUACGGAAUCACGCAAUGGGAAUGCACAUUAUGCGGCUUUUCAUAAUCUGAAUGCAGGUGUGGGAUUUCAGGCCUUGGUCCUGCCUGUUGCUUUCUCUUUUCUUGGAUGGAGUUGGGGAAUAAUUUCUUUAAUUAUAGCCUACAUCUGGCAACUAUACACCCUAUGGAUUCUAGUUCAGCUACAUGAAGCAGUUCCUGGGAAGAGAUACAAUAGAUACAUUGAACUAGCUGAAGCAGCCUUUGGGGAACGAUUGGGCGUCUGGCUUGCUCUUUUCCCCACUGUUUACCUAUCAGCAGGGACUGCAACAGCUUUGAUUCUCGUGGGAGGGGAGACCAUGAAACUAUUCUUUCAGAUAGUUUGUGGUCCACUCUGUUCAUCAAAUCCUCUGACGACUGUUGAGUGGUAUUUGGUAUUUACGUCCUUGUGCAUUGUACUAUCCCAGCUUCCGAACCUCAAUUCAAUUGCCGGACUCUCGCUGGUAGGGGCGGUGACUGCCAUCACGUACUCGACCAUGGUGUGGUUGCUCUCUGUAAGCCAACCUAGACCACCCACAAUUUCAUAUCAACCCCUUUCACUGCCCACGGCAACAGCUUCUGUGUUCUCCGUCUUGAAUGCACUUGAUACGGAACGUUCUGACCUGAAUUGGCGUUCAUCUCGGGAUGGUCUAGAUACAGGUGAUCGUUCUGACACAUCAGGGAUCGAUUUAAACCGAUUCAGUCAACUGACUGCAAGUUAA
This is a messenger RNA of Fraxinus pennsylvanica, 1002 nucleotides long. Lineage: Eukaryota; Viridiplantae; Streptophyta; Magnoliopsida; Lamiales; Oleaceae. The record is from the annotation of a GenBank genome assembly.